AUGGCCCAAGGCGCCGAGAAAGACGUGAUGUCAUCGCCGUCGCCAUCGCCGUCUGAAGAGACACUAAGACAACCACAACGAGAUCAACACCAACACCAACACCAACACCAGCAUCAACUCCAAGUACAGCAUGGAGAUGAACACUCAGACAACCAUAUAGACAUCGAGAGCAUCAGAUCCAGCGAAGAGCCUGUUCCGGUGCUGGAACCACCUCCUCACCAUCACCACCACCACCUCCACAAGAAAAACAACCAAUAUGACGACGUCGCAGAAAAUGGCAUUCGCUACGAGUACCUCACCUUCGAAACCGAGAUUGUGUUUGACGAGAUAUGCGCGACAAGCAAUAUCCCUCCGCCGAACUUGAAGAAAUACCAAUCACCACUGACCUGGUCAGCGACGCACAAAACGAUCAUAUUGAUCCUGUCAUGCUAUUGCACCUUCAUGGCCGCAUACAGCGCGGGCGCCUAUUCGAUCGCAUCGGCACCCCAGCGGGCCAAAUGGCACGUAUCCGAAGUCGUCUUCAACACGGGCGUUACGACAUGGUGUCUCGGGUUCGCGACGUCGCCCAUGAUCCUGGCGCCCUUCUCUGAAAUCAACGGGCGCCGGCCCGUCUUCAUCGGCUCGGCCGUCAUGUUCAUGGCCGGGCUGAUCGCGUGCGCGACCACCCCGUCGUUCGCGGGCAUGUUGGUCGCCCGCUUCUUCGUUGGCGCCGGCGCAAGCACCUUUGCCACCAUGGUCGGUGGCGUUGUGUCGGACCUGUACGACGCUCGGCACCGCAAUACCCCGAUGGCCGUGUACAGCGGCUCAGCGCUCGUCGGUACAGGCCUUGGCCCGCUCUGCUCUGGCUUCAUUGUCGGACGGGCCAAUUUCCGCUGGGUGUACUACCAUCAGAUCAUCUCGCUCGGCAUCAUGCUCGUCGUGGUAUAUCUGUUCUUCAAAGAGACGCGAGGCUCGGUCCUGCUCAGCCGCAAGGCGAAAGUGCUCAACGACUACCUCGACAAAGUGCACAGGAGCAACGGCGACAACAACGGCAAAGGUAAUAGCACACUGGCACCGCUGGGCGACAAACCAGACACCCAUACCGCAAUCCACCACCACAGCCAUGUCCGUCUGGACCAGGAUUCUACCACCAUCCAAGACGAAAAGCACAUGGCUGGUAUCGACAAUGACACCUCCAACAACCACCAUCCACCCACCCGCACGCGGUACAAAGUCGCGGCAGACGAUUCGCGCUCCUCACUGGCCCACAUGCUGUAUCUGUCACUCACGAUCCCGUUCAAACUGCUGGCGACCGAACCUGUGGUGUUCUUCUUUUCGCUCUGGAUCUCUUUCGCCUGGGCACUGCUGUACAUGACUUUUUCCGUGCUGCCGCUGGUCUUCUCCACCCGCCACGGCUUCACGACCGAACAGAACGGCGCCGUCUUUGCCGCCAUCACCAUCGGCACGGUGGUGGCGACCGUCGUCUCCAUCUUCCAGCCCAUCCUGACCAAUCGCCGCUGGCCCAAACUGACCACCAGCCCCGAGGGCCGGCUGUACUUUGUCUGUCUCGAGUCCGCUCUGCUGCCCGUCGGUCUGUUCUGGUUCGGCUGGACCACGUCCGCGUCGGUGCACUGGAUCUCGCCCGUGCUCGCCAUCGGCGUCGCCGAGAUGGGCAUCUUCGUCAUCUACCUCGCCGUCUUCAACUACUUGGCCGACGUCUACCAUCGCUACGCCUCGUCCGCGCUGGCCGCCCAGAGCUUUAUGCGCAACACCCUGGCCGCCGUCUUUCCGCUAUUCACCGACCAGAUGUUUCGCACCCUGGGCUAUCCCGCCGCCAGUAGUCUGUUGGGUGGUAUCAGUGCUGUCUUGACCCUGGUCCCUUGGGUUUUGUUGUUCAACGGCGAGAAAAUCCGCGCCAGGAGCAAAAUCGCGAGGCAGAUCAUGGCGCAUGCUACGUGA
Capronia coronata CBS 617.96 is the source of this 1938-nucleotide messenger RNA. RefSeq lists its product as uncharacterized. Bases 1 to 1938 code for a protein of 645 amino acids. NCBI's taxonomy places the organism in Eukaryota, Fungi, Ascomycota, Eurotiomycetes, Chaetothyriales, Herpotrichiellaceae. The transcript has a single exon. The record is from RefSeq and is a predicted model, not a curated record. Gene Ontology annotation, molecular function: transmembrane transporter activity. Gene Ontology annotation, biological process: transmembrane transport.